This is a messenger RNA of Drechmeria coniospora, 642 nucleotides long. RefSeq lists its product as uncharacterized. Lineage: Eukaryota; Fungi; Ascomycota; Sordariomycetes; Hypocreales; Ophiocordycipitaceae. The record is from RefSeq and is a predicted model, not a curated record. The transcript has a single exon. The coding region runs from base 1 to 642 and encodes 213 amino acids.
AUGUCUGGUGACUAUACGAUCGUCGCUCAAUGCCCCCGGUGCGACAUCAUCUUGUCGACGACCCAGCCUUUGCCCAAGUGCAUCAACUGUGCUGUCCAGCUGGUGCCUUGGCCUGCUGCACCUGGGGCGGGCUCCGUGCAGGAUCCGUUCGUCAACGGCACCUUGACGUCGUCCGAAGUCCCGGGGGAAAUGGCGGCCGCUCCGUUGGCCGAUGAGCCUCCCUACCCAAUCCUGGACCAUCCCCUCAUCAUUCGCAUGCUCGAAGAGGAGCCCGAUGGAGAUUUCACGUGGUACAGCGAGGCCGUCUUCAGCGACGAAUCGUCCACCGGCGAGGCAACAUUCAGCGACCGCGGAGCACCAGUUCCGUCGCCUCCAUUUCCAGACAGCCCUACCCUCAGCGACGAGACGAUGGCUCAUGGCAACCAGGGCGGUGAAAAAGACGACGAGGCCGGUGAAAUCGCCAUGGUGCGCGAGAACCUCAUCAAGGAGCCUGGCGGUGAAAGUGGUGGCGCCGACCCGAACACGAUUCAGCCGUGGAUCUUGGAGGUCGAUUCGACUGGGCAGCCAUCUUCCCUCGACGUGCGCGGUGGUGAUUCCAACACCGGCAAGGACGAGGACGGAGAUGUCCCCACUCGAGCGUAG